Tinamus guttatus (white-throated tinamou) is the source of this 1386-nucleotide messenger RNA. The record is from RefSeq and is a predicted model, not a curated record. NCBI's taxonomy places the organism in Eukaryota, Metazoa, Chordata, Aves, Tinamiformes, Tinamidae.
AUGAUGAAAAACACAUCCUCAGUGUUGCUCUUAUACUUCACAAGUGUAUCUGCUGCCUGUGGGCAUUUGAGGGAACCAUGUAUAAAUGUUGCAAAUGGAUGUGAGAGUGUCUGGAAUGUUGUGGAAGAUGUCUGCAAUAUUUCAGGUAAUAAAUGCAAGACUGAAGAUGCCGUUGGCUGUAACACAAUCAUACAGGUACUGGCUGACAAAUACCCAGUAUUAAAAAACUGUGUCUGCACCACAGAUGGUUUCUGCAGCAUCACAACACUGCUUGAGAAACAAUGCAGCAUUAAUAAAGAAUAUUUGGAUACUUCCUUAAGAUCCAAUACUGACCUAAAUCUCAGGCAAUACAGAAAUGCCGAAGACCAAAGACACCUGGGUGUUUUGGAGAAUGACUGCAGUGUUGCAAAGCAAAGCUGCCGAGAGGACCCUUCCUGUUCUUCAGCGUAUAAGAACUUCCAGCGUGUUUGCCAGGCAGAAGUGGGGAGAUGCCGGCUCCAGGUGGCCAUGCAGCAGUGUCUGUCAGCAUGGGGAGAAUUGAGGAAAACAGCACUGGGCAAAUGCAAGUGCUCAGGCCCACUUCAAAAGAGAUGUGUUAAAAUAUGGAAGGGAAUAUUUAACAACCCUUGUUUGCAAUACUCUCAAGAGAAUCGAGCUUCAGCAUAUAGUGAAAAAGAAGACAAUAUGGACAAUGAUGAUGAUGAGGAGGAGGAAAGUCAGGACAUUGACAGAGAUGAUGUUAGUAUGGAAGCAAAAUUACAAUGGAAUUUAUCUACCCUCUCCAAGCAAGAACACACAGCAAACAGAACCUGUUUGGAUGUGAACAAAGAGUGUGUUGAAGAUGAAGUAUGUAACAAACAGUUGUCCCUAUACCUAAAAGGUUGCUCAGUAAAUAAAAAAUGCAACAUGAAAGAAUGUCAAGCAGCCAUAAGGUUCUUCUAUCAAAACAUGCCUUUUGAGGUUGCCCAAACCAUGACCUUUUGUGAUUGUACCCAGCCUGAUGAAUCUUGCCACAGAGCUAAAGAACUUCUUCAUGGCAAGCCCUGUGCAGUGACUGCAGUUCCUACCCCCUCAUGUCUAAAUGUAAUUCACAUGUGUGAGGAGAAUGACUGGUGCAGGAAAAAAUACAAAACUUUUCGGUCCAAGUGCUGGAGACACGUGACAAAAAAAUGCUAUGACGAUGAAGCUUGUCUUGAAACGUUAAUCAGGGAUGACAUCCCGUGUUCUGCAAACGCUGCUUGCCAAGCAGCCUACAUGGGCACGUGGGGCACGGUGCUGCGCGUGGAGUGCUCCUGCCACCACUCACCUGCUGCGGAGCAGCCUCUGUGCGAGCUCUUCCAGCGCCUGCUCCACAGCAAAUCCUGCCUCAGCGAGUUACGUGAGUAA